Molecule: messenger RNA, 2824 nt
Organism: Peromyscus eremicus (cactus mouse)
Lineage: Eukaryota; Metazoa; Chordata; Mammalia; Rodentia; Cricetidae
Gene: Slc38a6
Product: solute carrier family 38 member 6
Exons: 16
Coding region: 168-1559 (463 amino acids)
Biological process (GO): L-glutamine transport; amino acid transmembrane transport
Molecular function (GO): L-glutamine transmembrane transporter activity
Source: RefSeq, a predicted model, not a curated record
CGUAGAGAGUCCGCUCCGGCGGACUCGCUCCGCAAUUCCGGGCCGCGGGAAGGUACGGGAACCCGGAAGGGCCAGGCCCGUAACUCCGCCCCUGACGCGGCUCCACCGGGCGCGUGGGGCCGGACCAGAGGCUCGCCGAUGGACUUGGUAGUCGGCCGCGGAGCAGCAUGCAGGCGUCGCGGGGCAGCAACCAAGCCGAGCCGGGCUGGUACGUCUCUGCCCAGCAGCCGGAGGAGGCGGCGGCUGCGGAAGAGUGGAGCCCGUUGCUAAGCAACGAACCUCACAGACAGCGAUCUCCGGGUGUUUCAUUUGGUUUCUCAGUCUUCAAUGUGAUGAACGCCAUCAUGGGAAGCGGCAUCCUUGGAUUAGCUUAUGUGAUGGCUAAUACCGGUAUCCUUGGAUUUAGUUUCCUGCUGCUGUUAGUUGCGUUCCUGGCCUCCUACUCAGUCCACCUCCUGCUGAGCAUGUGCAUUCAGACAGCAGUGACGUCUUAUGAAGAUCUUGGACUCUUUGCAUUUGGAUUAGCUGGAAAGGUGGUGGUGGCAGGCACCAUAAUAAUUCAGAAUAUUGGAGCUAUGUCUUCUUAUCUUUUAAUUAUUAAAACAGAGCUUCCUGCUGCUAUUUCAGAAUUUCUGCCUGGAGACCACAGUGGGUCUUGGUAUCUCGAUGGACAGACGCUCCUGCUCAUCAUCUGUGUUGGCAUUGUGUUCCCUCUUUCACUGCUUCCCAAAAUAGGCUUUCUUGGCUACACAAGCAGUUUAUCAUUUUUCUUUAUGGUGUUCUUUGCCCUUGUGAUAGUAAUUAAAAAAUGGUCCAUCCCUUGUCCUCUGACCUUAAAUUACAUCGAUGGAGUGUUCCAGAUUUCAAAUGCUGCAGAUGGCUGUAAACCAAAGCUCUUUCAUUUCUCCAAAGAGAGUGUUUAUGCCAUACCAACCAUGGCUUUUUCAUUUCUCUGCCAUACCUCAAUAUUGCCCAUAUACUGUGAGCUUCAAAGCCCCUCAAAGAGAAGGAUGCAGAACGUAAGCAAUACAGCAAUCGCUCUAAGCUUCCUGGUUUACUUUGUAUCUGCACUCUUUGGAUACCUCACUUUUUAUGACAAAGUGGAGUCAGAAUUGCUACAAGGUUAUAGUAAAUACUUGCCACAUGAUGUUGUUGUCAUGGCUGUGAAGUUAUGCAUACUGUUCGCUGUGCUUUUGACAGUUCCUCUAAUCCACUUCCCUGCCAGAAAAGCUUUAAUGAUGCUACUUUUCUCAAAUUUUCCAUUUUCAUGGAUCCGGCAUUCUCUGACCACGUUAGCGCUCAACAUUAUCAUUGUUUUACUUGCAAUAUAUGUUCCUGACAUUAGGAAUGUGUUUGGUGUAGUUGGUGCCAGCACAUCAACGUGCUUGAUUUUUGUGUUCCCAGGGCUGUUUUAUCUGAAACUUAGCAGAGAGGAUUUUCUCUGGAAAAAGCUUGGGGCCUUGCUCCUGCUCGUUACUGGUGCCUUGGUUGGGAGCUUCAGUUUAGCACUCAUCAUUUUUGACUGGGUCAACAAUGAAAAAAAGUUUUUUCUAUUAUAAAGAAUAACUUACCUCUGUAAGCAAGAAGGAAUCAUUCUGGAAGGCAUUGGAUAUGAAAAACACACUCAGGAAAAUUAUUACCAGAAAAGCAAGACAGAGCAGCAGGAAUUUAGUCAAUUUAUUUUUAACCAAAUUAGAAAUAUUCAAAAUGUUGUUCUUAAAUAUGUUGAGUCACUCUUUUGUGUGGGAAUUUUAUUUUAUUUUGUUUUUGAGACAGGAUCUCACUGUAUUGACGAGGCUGGCCUUGAACUCAUAGCAUCUGCCUGCUGCCAGUUUACAAGUGCUGGCGUUAAAGGUGUGCACCAGCAUCCUGGCACAUGCCUGCCAUUUGUGACUUUUAAAAAAAAUAAAUAGCUUUUAUUUUUUUAGAGUAGUUUUAUGUUUCCAGAUAUAUUGAGUAAGUGAACUAAGGGAAUCCAUAUGACUCCCUACGAGGGUAGUCUAACCUCAAGCUUUCCCUGAUAUGAACGCCUUGUGUCAGUAUAGCACGUUAUACACAGGAAUGAUAAAGGUCCGAUUGAGGGUUUGUUCUUGGCCACCACUGAUCUUUUUACCAGAAUGCCGUGAUUGGGAUCAUGUAGGACUGUAGCACGAAUCUUAAAUGGUCUUAUUAAUAAAAUCAAACUUGGAGCCAGGUAUUGGGUUGAACGCUGGAAGGUCAGAGAAACAGAACAAGCCACAGCUUCCUCACCUCACCAGUUCCUCAACUGAUCCUGUUUCCUCAGACUGGAAGCCUCUGUGUCCUCAUCCAAAUGGAUCUCAGCUGAACUGCUGCUCAAAAGCCUAAAAGUUUAACCAGCUAGUUCCUGGUCCUCACGCCUUAUAUACCUUUCUGCUUUCUGCCAUCACUUCCUGGGAUUAAAGGCUCACUUCGUGGGAUUAAAGGCGUGAAUCACCAUACCUGGCUGUUUCCAGUGUGACUUUAAACUCGCAGAGAUCCAGAUGGAUCUCUGCCUCCAGAAGGCUAGGAUUAAAGGCGUGUGUGCCACCAUUUCCUGGCCUCUAUGUCUGUCUAGUGGCUGUUCUGUUCUCUGACCCCCGAUAAAUUUAUUAGGGUGCACAAUAUAUUUUGGGGAACACAAUACCACCACAUAGGACCCUGUGGCAUUUUCAGACUGACUUUGAUGUAAUAGUUCAUUUCCUUUUAAUACUGAAUAAUAUCCCCUUGUAGGGAUGUAUCAAGUUUGUUGAUCCACUCACCUCAUGGAAGACCUUCCUACUGCUUCCAAGUUUUGCCAACUAUCAAUAAAGGUGCUAAAAAUGUU